Molecule: messenger RNA, 3313 nt
Organism: Hippopotamus amphibius kiboko
Lineage: Eukaryota; Metazoa; Chordata; Mammalia; Artiodactyla; Hippopotamidae
Gene: SLC71A2
Product: major facilitator superfamily domain containing 14B
Exons: 12
Coding region: 299-1813 (504 amino acids)
Biological process (GO): transmembrane transport
Cellular component (GO): membrane
Molecular function (GO): transmembrane transporter activity
Source: RefSeq, a predicted model, not a curated record
CCGGCGGGCGGCUUCCCGAGUGCCUCCGCUGCAGCUGACGCGAUUGGGAGCUACCUGAGUUGGGUUCGGUUCGGCUGCUGUGGCUUCGGGCGCCUGUAGCUGCGCUCCUAGCCUUGUCUUUGCGUGGCUGCGGCCUAGGCAGCUUUCGUAGCCCUCGGCGUCUCCAGAGGCGGCGCUGCCGCCUAACCCCUAGGCCGCUUUGGGCCGCGGAGCCCAUGAGAGCGCGGGCCCCGCCGCCGCAUUUGCGGCGUAGCUGUCGUCCCGGGGCGCCCCGAGCCGGCGGGGGCAUGGCGGUGGCAUGAACACGGAACCUCCGCCAGAGCCGGAGAAGAAGGCGGUGUCGGAGCCCGAGGCGGGAGCCAUGCCGGAGAAGCGCGCGGGCUCGCGGGCCGCGAGCGGCAGCUCGCUACAAGGCUUUGGCCGACCAAGUGUAUACCAUGCAGCUGUUGUCAUCUUCCUUGAAUUCUUUGCAUGGGGCCUACUGACAACUCCAAUGUUAACUGUUCUACAUGAAACGUUUCCUCAACACACAUUUCUCAUGAAUGGUCUCAUUCAAGGCGUAAAGGGCCUGCUGUCUUUUCUGAGUGCACCACUCAUAGGCGCGCUGUCUGAUGUGUGGGGAAGGAAGCCCUUUCUCCUCGCCACCGUCUUCUUCACCUGCUUUCCGAUUCCACUGAUGAGGGUCAGUCCGUGGUGGUAUUUUGCAAUGAUCUCCAUAUCUGGCGUCUUCUCAGUCACUUUCUCUGUGAUAUUUGCCUAUGUAGCUGAUGUCACUCAGGAGCAUGAGCGAAGUACUGCUUAUGGAUGGGUCUCAGCCACAUUUGCAGCCAGUCUGGUCAUCAGCCCAGCCAUCGGAGCAUACCUCUCCGCUAGUUAUGGAGACAGCCUUGUUGUGCUGGUGGCCACAGUGGUGGCUCUCCUGGACAUCUGCUUCAUCUUACUGGCUGUUCCAGAAUCUUUGCCGGAGAAAAUGAGACCUCUCUCCUGGGAAGCUCGUAUUUCUUGGAAACAAGCAGACCCUUUUGCGUCACUGAAGAAAGUUGGAAAAGAUUCUACCGUCUUACUAAUCUCCAUCACUGUUUUUCUUUCAUACCUUCCUGAAGCUGGACAGUAUUCAAGUUUUUUUCUCUAUCUCAGGCAGGUCAUAGGUUUUGGAUCUGUCAAAAUCGCAGCAUUCAUAGCUAUGGUAGGAAUUCUGUCUGUUGUGGCUCAGACAGUCUUUCUCACCAUCCUGAUGAGAUCCCUAGGGAAUAAGAACACCAUUCUCCUUGGUUUGGGCUUCCAGAUGUUCCAGUUAGCCUGGUACGGUUUUGGAUCUCAGGCAUGGAUGAUGUGGGCAGCAGGGACUGUGGCUGCCAUGUCCAGCAUCACAUUUCCAGCGAUCAGUGCCCUCGUCUCUCGGAAUGCAGAGUCAGAUCAGCAAGGUGUUGCCCAGGGUAUCAUAACUGGAAUAAGAGGACUGUGUAAUGGCCUGGGGCCAGCCCUGUAUGGCUUCAUAUUCUACAUGUUCCACGUGGAGCUGACUGAGUUGGAACCACAGUUGAAUUCUAACCCUGCUGCCCUGCAGGGAGCUGCCAUCCCAGGCCCACCGUUUUUAUUUGGGGCGUGUAUAGUUCUCAUGUCUUUUCUGGUUGCCUUAUUCAUCCCUGAAUACAGUAAAGGCCGUGGAAUUCAAAACCAUAGCAGCAGCAGCAGCCUGACCAACCCUGCAGCACGAGGCAAUGAUGAGGACGUUGAGCCGCUGCUGCGGGACGGAAGCAUCUGGGAGUCCUCUUCCUUUGAGGAGCCUGGGAACCAGUGCCCUGAGCUAUGACUCUGCAGAAGAGGGUUCUGUAGACGCCAUCUCUGAGAGCCAUGGGGGAGCCACUCCACAUAGAGACUUCAUGGUGCUGGAGGGGAGAUACAAGUGGACUCCUUCAGGGCUGCGCUUGGGAUGUAACCACCUCCAUCCCUCUGUCUCCCUCCCCUUCUUCCUCCUCUUCCUUUCUACCAUUCUUUUUCUCUCUGUUCAUACGUUAGAACAAAAGAUUUGAAAUACUUUUUUGCAAAUAGUAUGCAACUCUCAAAGUUAUCUGGAGUUCACACUUUGAAACUCAGAUAGAAAAAGUCAUCUCUGGUAGAAAGAAUGACUCUAAUAACUGCAGAGUAGAAGUGAUCAUGCCGUUUUCAGUAGAAGGUGCAAGAUUGUAGUACAACUGCCAUCUCUGGCAAAAUUUGACUUAAAGAAUCCCAUAUUUUCCUCCCUCCUGUUUCUCUGAACUGUGCCCGUUUAGCCCAUAGGUGUUUAUAAGUGGCCACUCCAAGAGUCACUCAGUAUCAGGGAUCUUUUACCUUUUUUCAAAGGUCAAGCAAAAAUCUAGUCUUACUCUCCUUCUAUUCUUGGCUAGAAUGAAAUUAAGCAUAUACACCUCUGGACAGUAAUAAUAUUGAUUAGUGAUAACCUUUACCAGGUGAAGAAAAAUUUUUUAAUAAAUUUAAAUCAUGAAGGACUAACAAUUCAGAUUCCUGGACCUGAAGUCUUGAUUACAUCCAAGGUUAUUUUACAGAAGAAAAACACAUCAAGCAUUCUGGUGGCAACGUAGAAAUUGGAGGGUGCUUAUGAUAAGGUUUUCCACAGUGUGUAAGCAUUCCUAAGUGAGGAUGAGAGGUAGUAACUGAGUACCAGUGGGGUUUAUAUCCAGGCUGAGGCUCAUGUGACGCAUUAGUGCUGUGUACUCCCGCCCCUGUCUCCUGUGCCUGUUGUUCCAUGUUUCUCACUCAUCACACCCCUGCCUUAACUGCUCUACGUAGACGUGUCUUCAGUCAGACUUUAUUUGCAUCUGUUUGUCUGCCAUUUGAGUCUCAUGGGAAUAUGCACAGCAGAUUCAUUUCUAAAAUAUGAUGGUUUAAGAAGCUCAGUUUCAAAAUAAGUGUCUUGCUAAUUUUUUGAGCUGUUUUAUGGACAAAGAAAACUUUACAGAUUUACAUGUAUUUUGCUGCACCAGGAGGUGGACCAUUAACUAGGGCCUAUCUUUAACAUAGCACUCCUUUGAAAGUUUUAUAGGUAUGAAAUAUAUGUAGAUAUUCAUAAGGAGUUUUAAUUUUUUUUGUUGGGGUGCUGUGUAAAUCUUGUAUUUAUAAAUGUAAUAAAGGUAUUGACAAAAAAUAUAUAUACAACUUUUAUAAAGGAUUGUGUACUGACUGAACACAUUUAAAAGAAAAUAUAUUUUGAAACCUGUUCUGCUAUGAACAAAGAUAACAUAUCUUUUUACUAUGCUGUUGGUUUUUAAGUUAAGCUUCCUAAUGCAUAAUAAAUUUGCAAUGGAUACUGUUA